AUGUUGCGGCAAACUGGAUGUGAAAGAGCUGUGUCAGAUGAGGAGCUGACAAAAUUGGCACCGGCCCAUGUUCUUCGCAGGGUGCUGCCCAGCCAGCUCGCCACAGACCUUCUGAAGGAAUUGUUGCAUGAGUCCAAGGAAAUGUGGCGAUCGAGCUCAUGGGUAGUUCGUGGCAAAGAGCACAUGACUCCGCGAACAACUGCCAUGUACGACUUGUCGCUAGAAGCUGGGCAAGGGGAAGCAACGAAGGCGAGUACACAGCAGACGAACCCUGGUGCAGAGGAACUCCAUCGCCCUCGAGCAAGCUGCAUGCCUUCCGAAUUGCUAAGGCAGGCAGCUCGUUGUAUUCAUGCUGCUGUGAAGCAGCACAGGCCCGAGUCAACAUGGUCGCCAACCCUGGCGUUGGGCAAUCGCUACGAUGACGGGAGGGCCUGUGUCGGGUGGCACUCAGAUUUUCUGAAUUCUCUGGGGCCUCGUCCGAUUAUUGUUGGACUCUCGCUGGGAGCAUGCCGGCGCUUCAGCUUGCGACGCACAUCUGACCACUCUGUUGUUGCAAUCCCUAUGCCACACAACACAGUGGUGAUCAUGUGGGAUGACUGUCAAGAGGAAUGGGAACACUCAGUACCCCGACAAGCAGAUUCGAGCAUUGGCAAACAUCCAGUGGCAGGUUUGGUGCGCAUAUCCUUGACAUUCCGAAUGGCCAGACCAGAGCUUGCUGAAAAGCAGAAACUCUGCAGCUGUGGCAGACCGAGCGUUUUGAAAAGCAAAGGAGGUCGUUACUAUUUGGCUUGCUCUCCCAUGGGGACCCCUUGCUGCACUUACCAAGCCACAACAAUGCCCUGGCAGUUCAUGCCGUUUGGUGACUUCAUAUUCCGUCUAGCACGUGGAUUGCGAAUGAGGGUUGGCAGUCCUUGCUAG
Durusdinium trenchii is the source of this 918-nucleotide messenger RNA. The record is from the annotation of a GenBank genome assembly. Lineage: Eukaryota; Dinophyceae; Suessiales; Symbiodiniaceae.